UUCUUUUAGUGGCGCGGCGGCGGCAGGGCUGUCCCGUGGCCCAGCACAGCAGAGGAGUGACCAGACCAACAUGUCGGGGACCCGUGCCUCCAACGACCAGCCCCCCGGCCCGGGCGGCAUCAAGCGGGGGCGGCUGCAGCAGGAGGCGGCGGCCACGGGCUCCCGAGUGACCGUGGUGCUGGGCGCACAGUGGGGGGACGAGGGCAAAGGCAAGGUGGUGGACCUGCUGGCCACGGACGCCGACAUCAUCAGCCGCUGCCAGGGGGGCAACAACGCCGGUCACACGGUGGUGGUGGAUGGCAGGGAGUAUGACUUCCACCUGUUGCCCAGCGGCAUCAUCAACACCAAGGCCGUGUCCUUCAUCGGCAAUGGGGUGGUCGUCCACUUACCCGGCUUGUUCGAAGAAGCAGAAAAGAAUGAGAAGAAAGGUCUGAAGGACUGGGAGAAGAGGCUCGUCAUCUCCGACCGAGCCCACCUCGUGUUUGAUUUUCACCAGGCGGUCGACGGGCUGCAGGAAGUGCAACGGCAGGCCCAGGAGGGCAAGAAUAUCGGCACCACCAGGAAGGGGAUCGGACCCGCCUACUCUUCCAAAGCUGCCCGCAUGGGCCUCCGCGUCUGCGACCUCCUGUCGGACUUUGAUGAAUUUUCCGCCAGAUUCAAGAACCUGGCCCGCCAGCACCAGUCCAUGUUCCCCAGCCUGGAGGUGGACGUCGAAGGGCAACUCAAGAAGCUCAAGGGCUUUGCUGAGAAGAUCCGACCCAUGGUCCGAGACGGCGUCUACUUUAUGUACGAGGCACUCCAUGGCACCCCAAAAAAAAUCCUCGUGGAAGGUGCCAAUGCAGCCCUCCUUGAUAUUGACUUUGGGACCUACCCCUUUGUGACAUCAUCCAACUGUACUGUGGGCGGCGUGUGCACGGGCCUGGGCAUCCCUCCGCAGAACAUAGGCGAGGUCUACGGCGUGGUGAAGGCCUACACCACACGCGUGGGCAUCGGCGCCUUUCCCACCGAGCAGAUCAAUGAAAUCGGAGACCUGCUACAGAGCCGUGGCCACGAGUGGGGGGUGACCACAGGCAGGAAGAGGCGGUGCGGCUGGCUGGACCUGAUGAUUCUCAGAUAUGCUCACAUGGUCAACGGCUUUACCGCGCUGGCCUUAACGAAGCUGGACAUCCUGGAUGCCCUGGACGAGGUGAAAGUUGGCGUCUCGUACAAGCUUAACGGGAAGCGGAUCCCCUAUUUCCCAGCGAACCAGGAGAUACUGCAGAAGGUUGAGGUCGAAUACGAAACGCUGCCUGGGUGGAAGGCGGACACCACAGGCGCCAGGAAGUGGCAGGACCUCCCCCCGCAGGCACAGAACUACGUCCGGUUUGUGGAGAAUCACGUCGGAGUGGCAGUGAAAUGGGUUGGGGUCGGCAAAUCGAGAGAUUCGAUGAUCCAGCUCUUUUAGACGGAGAGCGCUGAGCCUGCGGAGUGCAGCGGCCCCGUCCCGCAUCGGCAGCUGCAGAGUCACCGCCCGAAACACGGAAGUAGGAAAACUAGUUUCUCAACUUUUAUAUUUCUCUCCAAGCCUUCAGCUCAGCCACCGAUUUCUACAGUGAUCCAAACAUCUGACGGCCAGUGUCGUGUACGUUUGUUGUUUUUUUUUUUAAAUCCUGCUACUGAAAAUGAGCCAAAGUACUCAAAACAGAGAACUUUUAUGGCACAUUAAUUGUCACAUGGUUGUAUGGCCGGCUGGAGCCGUUUAGUAAUAAACAUAUGCAGUAGCCACUGAA
This is a messenger RNA of Zalophus californianus (California sea lion), 1769 nucleotides long. RefSeq names its product adenylosuccinate synthase 1 (gene ADSS1). The record is from RefSeq and is a predicted model, not a curated record. The transcript has 13 exons. Lineage: Eukaryota; Metazoa; Chordata; Mammalia; Carnivora; Otariidae. Gene Ontology annotation, cellular component: cytoplasm. Gene Ontology annotation, biological process: 'de novo' AMP biosynthetic process; IMP metabolic process. The coding region runs from base 71 to 1444 and encodes 457 amino acids. Gene Ontology annotation, molecular function: GTP binding; adenylosuccinate synthase activity.